Mangifera indica (mango) is the source of this 871-nucleotide messenger RNA. Its product is annotated as zinc finger protein 10-like. Gene Ontology annotation, molecular function: DNA-binding transcription factor activity; transcription cis-regulatory region binding. The transcript has a single exon. The coding region runs from base 157 to 729 and encodes 190 amino acids. Gene Ontology annotation, cellular component: nucleus. NCBI's taxonomy places the organism in Eukaryota, Viridiplantae, Streptophyta, Magnoliopsida, Sapindales, Anacardiaceae. Gene Ontology annotation, biological process: gibberellic acid mediated signaling pathway; cytokinin-activated signaling pathway; trichome differentiation. The record is from RefSeq and is a predicted model, not a curated record.
AAGGUUAACAGUAGAAAAUUAUGGGGAUCCAUUACUUUUUACUGCUCAUCGUCAUGGCCAAGGCUGAAACAGAAGAGAGAUUAACCCAGUUCCCUAUAAAUACAUGCAAUUUCAUUCCAAACAUCACAACCAAUUCUCUAGCAAAUUCAUAAUUCAAUGGGAGAGAGAUCGAUUGCAUCCAACAUUGGACCAGAUAAACAUUCUGAUGAUAAACCAGCUUCAGCACUAAAGCUAUUCGGAUUUCCAUUAACUGAGCAAGAUGAAAAUCUUGAGAGAACAUUAAUUGGUGAAGGUAGAAAGUUCCAGUGUCAUUUUUGCCGCAGAGUGUUUGCUAAUUCUCAAGCGCUAGGGGGUCAUCAAAAUGCGCACAAAAGGGAGCGUCAAAGAGCAAAAUCACGAGCCCAGUUUCAUGAUCAACGGUUCACAGCAGGUGCUGCACCACCUCUUCUCAGCUCACAUGCAGUGCGAUCAGCAGCCCCCAUUUAUCAAGGACAGUUUAUCAGCAAUUUUGGCACUGCUGCUACAAAUGGAUCACGGCCUAUAUAUUAUUAUACAUCUCGCCCCUUGUUGCUUCCUUCGUCGCCUUCUCAGUUAAUCCCUUCUCGAAUUUUUAUCGCCCAGCCUAUGCAUGCUGCAACUUCGUUUACUGAAUUUUCUGGUAAACUACCUGAGGGAGUGGGAGGAGACAGAGGCGUUGAUCUCCAUCUUAAACUUUCUUCCUCUGGUUGAUUUUUCAUAUAACUUAAUUAAGAUAAACUAUGCUUGUCAUGCAUAGAACCACAUGUAUUACUUCUUUUUGGCAAGUUUUGCUAGUGUUUGUCUCUCUCUUUUCUGUAACAUCCUGUGAGGAAAUUAAGCUGUGAUUUUGAAA